AUGCGUCCCUCGAGCUUUCUCCGCCUCCAUUUUCCUUCACUUGAUUGGAGCGCAGGGACGAAAACCAGAGGACGAGAUAAGAGGGAGAGAGCGCAAACACGUUGAACAUAGCCAUCAGCCAUGGACACCCGAAUCUCGGCCUCUCUAGGCCUCCCCUCCCCAUCCUACAAUCCCCACCCACAGUCUCUCACAGAUUUCAAUUCCCUCUUCACCCACCUCGCUUCCACUCUCAUAUCUUCCCCAAAUCCCAACCCCAAAUCCAAUUCCCACCUCUCCUUCGCCUCCACUUCCUUAAAACUCCCAAAGGCCAAUGCCCAGAAGGCCCUUCUCAAGAGCCUCUCGGACCUCGAGCGCGCACUCAUCGGCGCGGCCGGUGGCGGCAUUGCUGGCGCCUUCACCUACGUCUGUCUCUACCCGCUCGACACCAUCAAAACCAAGCUCCAGACCAAGGGCGCGUUCCAAAUCUAUGCCAACACCUUCGACGCCAUCGCCAAGACCUUCCAGGAGAAAGGGAUACUCGGGUUCUACAGCGGCGUGUCCGCGGUGAUUGUCGGCUCUACCGCCUCCUCCGCCGUGUACUUCGGCACCUGCGAGCUGGGGAAGUCGAUCUUGUCCAAGCUCGACCAGUACCCUUCUGUGCUUGUUCCCCCGACCGCCGGGGCGAUGGGGAACAUCGUGUCGUCGGCGAUAAUGGUGCCCAAGGAGUUGAUCACGCAGCGAAUGCAGGCUGGGGCCAAGGGGCGCUCUUGGGAGGUCUUGUUGAGGAUUUUGGAGAAAGACGGUGUGCUGGGCUUGUACGCAGGUUACUCUGCCACAUUGCUGAGGAAUUUGCCGGCUGGGGUGUUGAGCUACUCGUCGUUCGAGUACUUGAAAGCCGCGGUGCUGAGAAGGACGGGGAAGACCCACCUGGAGCCGGUUCAGAGCGUGUGUUGUGGGGCACUGGCCGGGGCGAUAUCAGCGUCCAUCACGACGCCGCUUGACGUGGUAAAGACGAGGUUGAUGACUCAGCUUCAAGGAAGUGAGGCUGUGAAUAAGGUUGCGGCGGCGAUGUAUAGCGGGGUCGCGGCCACGGUGAAGCAGAUACUGAAGGAUGAAGGGUGGGUUGGGCUGUCCAGAGGAAUGGGGCCCAGAGUUGUUCACAGUGCGUGUUUCUCGGCGUUGGGGUACUUCGCGUUCGAGACAGCUAGGCUUGCCGUGCUGCAGCAAUAUCUCAAGAGGAAGGAGCUUCCAAAGGUGUCUGUUGCUACUUGAUUUUGGUGGGAUUUGAUUCGGUUCUCUCUACACUCUUCUCUCGAGUCUUUAUGUUUUCGGUGAUAUCUUCGUUUGAUUUGAAUUCCUUUGUUGGAAAUUUUUUUGAUAUGUAGUUUGAUUUUUGCUCGUCAUUUAUAUGCAUAUAAUAAACGUAAGGUUACUUGAAUAGCUUUCUGGUUCUUUCU
Messenger RNA from Alnus glutinosa, 1436 nucleotides. RefSeq names its product protein MITOFERRINLIKE 1, chloroplastic. Gene Ontology annotation, molecular function: S-adenosyl-L-methionine transmembrane transporter activity. The coding region runs from base 121 to 1251 and encodes 376 amino acids. NCBI's taxonomy places the organism in Eukaryota, Viridiplantae, Streptophyta, Magnoliopsida, Fagales, Betulaceae. The record is from RefSeq and is a predicted model, not a curated record. The transcript has a single exon. Gene Ontology annotation, cellular component: mitochondrial inner membrane.